CGCGACAGGGCGAGACAUUCACAUCGUCAACGCGGACGUUCUAUUCAAAAACUCAAACUCCACUCCGCGCGAAAGGCAGCAGACGUCGAAGGCGGCGAUGGAGACGCGGCCGCGCUCGCAGAUGGCGUCGUAUCUAGAGCGUUGGGAGGACCAGAAGACACAGAGUCGUCUUCGGCGCCUGAAGGAGCAGCGACGCCGCAGCAGCGACGUGGGCGACGAGCUCAGCUUCAUCUCGGCCAUCGAGCGCGAGAACGCGCAGCAGGAACGCUAUGACGCCCAGUCGGGCGAUCAGAACCAACAGUAUGAGCACCAUGCCGACGACAGCUUUGGUCUUCCAGUCAUGGACGCGUUUCCACCUUCAGAGUUCGCGCAACAGACACAAGAGCAGCAGAAAAUACCCACGGACGAUGAGUUCAUGGACGCUGGUGGGUUGAUGACUCUCUUAGGUGGUUUAUUUGUAAAACUACAGUCUGACGUUAUUUCUGCGUGUCUGAUUGCUGAUUUAAACGGCUGGAGUAGCCACGUUUCUAAAGAAAAACGAGUUGGGUGGGGAUGACAGUUUUUCUGAAGAUGUUGGGGCUCUGGCAGAGUCCCAUUACUCCAGCGGCAGGCCCAGUGACUUCUUCGAGAGUAAGUCGCGCAAUCUCGACCAUGUGGAGCUUUCGUCGCCCAGGAACGUCGACGAUCCUUUGUUUGAAGCUGAUGACGCAGAAGCUGAAGAGUCUGGAAUGCGCACUACGAAGCAGCAGCUAUCGCCGACCGAUCCGACACAGGGCGCAGCGCUUCACGAUCGCUUUGGUCGCAACUCUGGUCUCUCAGGAUCAGGCUCAGCUUUUUCGUCAGGUUAUGACGUCCACUUUGACAGUGCGAAACUCAUGUACACGCCCAACUCGUUAAAGUACCUACAGGAGAAAGAUCGUUUAAGGAACACUGGAGAAUGUCGCAUCAACAAUGAGUCCAACCAUAGCUUCGCAGAUUAUGCUGGUGAGGCUGAAACACUGACGAGAAGGCUUCCAUCGCUUCCCGAUCAGGAAAUUUCAGAGGAUCCAUCACCUGAGUAUGUGGCAGCAUUGCGAGCAGGGCCUAGCGUUAUCAAAGAGUCGCUGCGUGAGAUUGAUGCGCUCAUUGAUAACUCGAUCCGACUAGCGUCAGCACCUCCCAUAAAGGACCCACUAGGCGUCGAGCUGCCCGAUGAUGUACGUGAGUUUGUUCGUGACUACGAGCGCCCGCUGGAAUCGAUGCUGCCACUUUCAAGAACUACGGAUAGUUGGGGAGAAGAUAUCUCCGUUACGCAGCUUGACGAUGAUGCCAGUCGCCAAAGUCGAGAUCCGGAACGGCUUUCAGGUGGUACCGAGCCCAGGACCAGUGUGAGAAGAAGUAGAUCACAAGAGACGCCGGAAUUGGACACUAUUCGUGAAGUUCCAUUGCCGUCCAAUACUGAUUCUGUGUCUCGAAGCCAGCAAUCAGUCGACUCUCGCAAGCGAUCUCCAACCCGGCCCAGCACGCAAACGCAACAUCAUCUCGAGUCUAAAAGUGAUACUGUUCAAGAACGACGCGGGGACAAUGCGCCAAAUUUCUUUUCUGGGGCAAACCAUUUGCCAAGUAAGCGGUUCAGCGGUGUGGAUUCCAAAAGAUCAGAAGGUUUAAAAUCCAGGUCUACGUCCGCUACUCUUGAUCAAUCGCUGGCUAAGGUGGCUGCUACCCAGAACCCAUUUCGCGAUGAAAUGUGCCGCUCGAAGGCCAGUAGUCUUGGAAGUGACGAAGAGCUAGAAGAUGGCAUCAAUAACUCUUCUGUGGAAAACGAUGACUACGAAAGACAUCACUACAGCAGAAUACCAGAAAGCGGUGCCACAGCACGAAACGAAUUAGAUUCGGAAUCCGAUAUUGAUCCGAAUAGCGUACGCUUUCGUUACGGAGAAAGCCUCCAGUGUUCGCGAAAUUUGUUACGGCAAAAACCUGUCCGUGGUCAGCGUCGUGCUAUAACUGAUUUCGAGUCGAGAACACCAGCCCUGCCGAAAUAUCCAGAAGCAUCUGAGAGACCUAUUGCUAUGCUCGAUCGAAACAAGCUUUAUGUGACAAUGGAGACAACUAUGACUCCACGCCGGUGUCGAAGGUUUCUUUGCUCCGUUGGCGACAUUAUGACGGAGCAAAUCGUUUUCACGAAUGGAACCAACGCGGUUGGAAGGAUUUGUGUCUCCCUUCUUCCACUUAGCACUGGGUGCCACCAGUUUAGCGUGUCUCCAGCGGUGCUGGAGAUUGGGCCCAAGGCUUCGAGUGCGUUCCAUGUAACCUUCAACGCACGCUACGCUGGAGCAGUAGCCGGGAUCUUCCAGUUUAGAGGAGUCGGUAUUGAUUCAUUGUUCCACCCAUUCGAAGUUGUCAUUGAAGCAAGCGUGAAGCGGCAUUUGGAGUUGAAGGUUCAUGGAAAUACACAGCAGCGCGACGGAUUUGAUACUCCUAUCAAACGUGUCGACGAGCUUCAAGCUAGCAGAUCUGUUGACCAAGUGGAAGUUAGCCCCACGUUUAUCCAUUUCGACCGUGUCCGCAGUAAAAGUGCUGAAAAGAUGGUCACGAAGGCCAAGGUGCGUUUGUCAAACAACACAGUUCAGUCAUUGCCAUUCAAAGUUCGUGCCCCUGAGAAUCUACGGGUGCGCCCAGCUACAGGGAUGAUUCAGCCAGCAUCUGAAGUCGUUGUAUCAGUGGUACCGAUAUCUCAACCCUUUGUUCAGGCUGAAGAUCUUCAGCAACGUGGGGGUCGUACAAGCAGCUUGAAUCCGUCUCCUAGAGCUGAAAACUGGUUCGGGUCGCUGGCAAUUCGAGUCGGCAAGUCUUAUUUGCGAGAAGUGAGUAUUGUGGUGGAUCGAAGAGUGAUCCAGAUAUUGCCACCGUUUGAUGAAAUCGCACGAUCUCGGCAUCAACUUUCUUCACAGACAGAUUCAUUUUACUACACCAAGCGCGGGAAGCGGAGAGGGCUGUACUUCCACGCCAGGGCUGUUGAAUUUGGAAGCUGCCGUGUCGGCAAGUCGCACGAAGCACCUGUGUAUGUAUGCAAUGGCUCGAACGAACCAAUGACAGUCUUCUUGCAAGAUCUGCAGGAACCCUACUCGUGUGCCUACUCCACGACUACCAUAGAGCCUCGGAAGUUUAUUCCUGUAACAGUGACGUUCACCCCUAAGGUGGUAGGCAAAGUUGCUACGUCGCUCUUCGCCUACUCCGUUACGGACAAGGCAGUUGUUACGCUCGUCGCUCGAGGAACUCAAUGAACAGCAAUUUUCAGCGUCUCCUUCAGUCUAUUGUAUUCAAUUGGCUUCAUGCAUGAGAGCGGCUUUGAUUAGCCCCUACGGACGUGUCAUCGUCGUCUUACAUUUUUCCGUGCUCAGCCAGGAAUCCCUCAACAUCGGUGAGUACUUCAUCGUAUACCGCAACAUCUGCAGGGUACACGCGAAUCCAACCAGCUCCAGAGUCCUGGGACAUUUUCUCGACACGAUUCCAAUGGAGAUGGUGCUGUAGGUUGAUCGAGAGCUCUUGAGCUCCUGCAGCUACCUGCCACGACGAGAAGCCCGCACGCUGAAUGCACGAUGCAAAGUGCUGUGUCAGCACCCCCUCCGUGUCUCGACUUGAAGGCACUUCAACCACCAAAUGCAUGAAGAAAUACCAGCUGCCUCGAAUUGCAUGUCGGAUGUCCAGCUUAAUGCACUCCAUUUGGAGCAUUAGAAUGAGUCUUUCGUAGCGUGGGUCUUCUUGGUCUCGCUCUUGAACAGGCCAACGAACUUGCACUUCUAACGUCGCACCCUUCCCCAUUCGUGAUGCCAGUACUUUCGUUCGCUGGUGUGAUGAUGGGUAAAAGGCUUCGGUUCCAACCUCCAUCGCCGCGGCAGCUUUCAAUGACACGGGGAAGAAUGCAUCACUCCGCUUUGUACCUAGCGAGAUAAGUUGUUCAAGGGAAGCCACGGUGGGGUUUAAGACUGGCGGGGCUGACAAUAAAUCAUCCUCAUUCUUAGCCAAAGUUGGUGUAAUUCCAAUCUCAAACGGGUCAAUCCUCGAGAGAACCAAGCGACGAAGGUUUGACGUGAUGAUUUCGAGUACAGCAACGCAUAGUCCAUCUGGUGAAAACUUCGAGUGAUCCAAGUGUCCCCCGUUCGCUAGUUCCAGCGAUGAAUUAACACUGCAGUGGCCCUUUUGCAGUUCAGCAUCGGCACGAAAAUGCACAAAUGACGAAGCUAAGGCAUCGUACACGUCAUGAUUACCGUGUUUCCCGUUCAAUGCAGCAUCGCUGCCUUUUCCUUCGCUCUUAACCUGCUCCUGGACACCAGGCAGCCAUCGCGACAGUAUGCUAACAAGCAGUCGGUGCGAAAUAGAAAAAAAAUCGGGACAGAUCUCCAUCGAGAAAGGUUCUUCCAACUGCAUGAGCUCGAGCUCCUUUUUACCGGUCAAUUCUUCAGCUUUCUGCAUUCGUUUCAUUUGCCACGCCGACAACUCGCUUAACAUGUGCAAUAUAACCAGCCCCAACUACAGAUACCGAGAUAUUAUUCGUUAGGACGUGCUGCUACUAACAAGUUGCUGUUUGGAUACACCACGCACCUGUGAUCUGCGCUUCACAGAGCUCAAAAAAUUUUGUCGACCGACGAGAAGCGUCACCAGAGAAGCUGAUGAGCUACCACUGAUAGUGUCCUGUAUAACAAAGUAUCUUAGCAUGUUGGUAUCUGGACAGUCUCGAAAGUUAUACUUCCCCCACCUUUUCUGACGUCACAUCCUCUUCUUCUUGCAUCACAAACACUUGCUCUAUAAUACGCUGAUCUAGAACACGACCAUAUGCGCGGUCUCCAAUCAUAACACGCUGAAUCGCCGUUGCCAAUUCUUUCAUAAAUACUUGCGCGGAUUGUUUCUCGCCUUCGGAAAGCAGAUCCAAGCGAUCCCAAUCCUGCUUAUCGAAGU
Messenger RNA from Phytophthora nicotianae INRA-310, 4935 nucleotides. RefSeq lists its product as hypothetical. Gene Ontology annotation, cellular component: cytoplasm; centriole; pericentriolar material. Lineage: Eukaryota; Oomycota; Peronosporomycetes; Peronosporales; Peronosporaceae. Bases 729 to 3263 code for a protein of 844 amino acids. Gene Ontology annotation, molecular function: protein kinase binding. The transcript has 5 exons. The record is from RefSeq and is a predicted model, not a curated record. Gene Ontology annotation, biological process: mitotic spindle assembly; centrosome duplication; centrosome-templated microtubule nucleation.